This is a messenger RNA of Mastomys coucha (southern multimammate mouse), 1996 nucleotides long. Its product is annotated as mas-related G-protein coupled receptor member B3-like. NCBI's taxonomy places the organism in Eukaryota, Metazoa, Chordata, Mammalia, Rodentia, Muridae. Gene Ontology annotation, molecular function: G protein-coupled receptor activity. Bases 140 to 1138 code for a protein of 332 amino acids. Gene Ontology annotation, biological process: G protein-coupled receptor signaling pathway. Gene Ontology annotation, cellular component: membrane. The transcript has 2 exons. The record is from RefSeq and is a predicted model, not a curated record.
AACCACAGGUCUUUCUGCCUCUCCUAAUUAUCCCUCCACAAGCAUCAGGUACUCUGCUGCUAAAAAGUGUUUCAUACUGACAACUGACUCAGGGGACUCUUCUCUUGGACAGAGCAGCUAAUUGCCCCCUAUAUGAAGAAUGGAGGACAGGAAUGCUUUUCAAAGCAUGGAAACAAGAACCUCACAACCAAUCGCCACAACAAGUCCAACAGUCAACAUUGCCUAUGAACUUUGCAUAAUUGAGUUCAGAGUCAUAAGUUUGCUUUCAAUCAUCAUCUCCCCUGUUGGAAUGGUAUUAAAUGCCAUAGUGCUGUGGUUCCUGCACUUCCAGAUGCACAGGAACACCUUCUCUGCCUAUGUCUUCAACCUGGCUGUGGCUGACUUUCUCUUCCUGUGUCCUCAAUUUAUAUUUUCCUUUUUUAUUGUCUGCACCCAGUACUAUAUUGUAAAACUGUACAUUAGAUACUAUUUGGAUACUGUGACAAUAUUUGCUUAUGUUUUCAGCCUGAGCAUUAUCACCAUCAUUAGUAUUGAGUGCUGCCUGUUGGUCAUGUGCCCCAUCUGGUACCGUUGCCAACGUCCGAGACACACAUCAUCUGUCACCUGUGUCUUGCUUUGGGUUCUAUCUCUGCUGUUUACAUUUCUGAAUAAGUAUGCAUGUAUUUUACUGUUUCCUCAUCUUAACAUUGUUUGGUGUAAGAAAUUUGAUAUCAUCAAUUCUGUAUGGAUAAUUGUUUUAUUUGUGGUUCUCUGCGGAUCCUGCCUCACCCUGCUUCUCAGGAUCUCCUGUGGAUCACAGCAGAUUCCUGUGACCAGGCUGUAUGUGACCGUUGCACUCAGAGUGCUAUUCUGCCUGAUCUUUGGUAUUCCCUUUGGGAUUUACUGGAUAGUUGACCAUUGGAAUGAAGAUAAUAAUUAUAGUAGAAUUUGUGGUUUUUCAUAUGACAUACUAUACCUAUACUCUAUUAAUACCUGUGCCAAUGCUACCAUUUACUUCCUUGUUGGCUCCAUUAGGCAUGGCAAGUUCCAGAGGAUGACUGUGAAGCUGAUUCUGCAGAGAGCCAUACAGGACACUCCUGAGGAAGAGGGUGGAGAGAGGAGCCCUUCAGAAAAUCCUGCAGAACUGGGACCAGUCUAGUGUAGCAACUGAGAGCUGCUUUCAUAAGAUAGAUGUGUUUUGAAGAGAGAAAUAGUUUUUCUUAUCUAUGGGGCUUAUUUUCACAACCUUGUUCAGUUUGUUACCUGAUCUUUUAUCAGUUAUAAAAAAGAACAAUCAUUUAUGUGAAAGUUGAGGCAUCCAGGAUUUGUCCUACACUGGCUGUAGCAUUUAUGAAGCUAUGUUACUGAGGGCUCCACCCUCUUAUUUUGAUGGGACUCCUCAGAAGUGUUCUGGGAUUGUUGAUGAUGAAUGACAAAUUCUUUCUUCAUCAGAAGGCUAAAGGAAAUAUAAGGAAGGGCGGCAUUUCUUUAGUCACUGAAAUUUAUUGUGUUUAAACAAAUGUUAUAUCUUGCAAAAUUUUAUAUGUUUAAAAACAGCCCUUUCUCAGUGUUUCAAAAGUUAAAUAGAUAUACUUUAUAACCCUAGUCCUUAUUAAUUUCUGCAAGUUAUAAAGGAUAUAUGGAGUGAUGGUCUUUCUAAUAUAAAUUGCUUAGUAAGCAAAUAUACAUUCUCAAUACAAGUCUGUUAAAUAUCUAGUCACCUACUGGAAUCAUCAUCUUCAAGUUCACCAUGCCUUUCAUUUUUAGCAUUGGAAGAGUUCUGUCAUGUUUUUGUAAUGAGAUUCAUCAACAACUAUUAACACCAGAAGAUGGAGAAUUUCUGUCAUUCUCUUCAAAAUGCCUUGCUUGACAUUUCAUUGUCAUGUCUUUUCUCUUUCCUCUCUUGGCAUUGCCAUGUUUCCCAUCUCUCCAAGUUUCUAAUUUCUCAUGACAAAUUUCCAACGAGUUCCUCUAGAUUACAUUCCUUUGAAAUAAAACCUGUCUCAUGUUUAUAUCA